AUGUCGGCGGUGAUGAAAGUCCGCACCCAGCAUCGCGACCCAUCCUCACCUUCGUCACCUGAAAAGACAUUCACCGCAGUACUGAAGCUCUACGACCGCCGCUUUGGCACCACCCUCCGGAGACGCGUCAACCCCGCCAGCAGGAGGUAUGAACCACACAUGCACACAACGUCCACAGAAGCCGCAUACUGUGAUUUCAUCCGCAGGGCAAAGCUUGGUGCUUUCUUACUUGAACGGGAAAAAGAAGGCCGUUCCAGUGUUUUGCCAGUGUCGGCCUGGCAUUAUCUCGACGGCUCGGCCGAGGAGACCGCCAAGUACGAGGCGGUCAAGUGGAAGACGUGUCAGGAGUACUUCGACCGGGAAACUCGGGCGUAUGAGAAGCUGUCGGAACUCCAGGGCAAGGUCAUACCUCGGCUCUUUGCUCACGUGCGACUAAGCCUGCCACAAGACGACAUCGUGCCUUGUCCCCCAGGUCUCCUCCAGCGCCCGGAGACGAGGCAAUAUUUUGAUGUCCGGGGCAUCCUCAUGGAGCUCGUGGACGGGUACGAGCUGUCCGAGCUCCAUAUCUCGCCCCUGGCGCCAUCCGACACGGAGAGGUGGGAGGACACCAUCCAGACCGCCGUGGACGGGGCGCACGAGAUCAACCGCCGCGGUGUCCGCAUGAGCGACUGCAGUAUGUAUAAUGUCAUGGUGGACAAGGAGUCGCACCAUCCUUUCAUCGUUGACCUCGCCCAGUGCGGGUUUAUAGAGGAAAUGUAUGAAGAGGAGGAUGGAGAAGAGUCAGGUAGUGACGAAGAAGAAUCAAACAUCGACGGAGAAGCCCAAGACAAUUGCGGCAAGUCAUUGGUUGGUGACACGGCCUCCGAGAGCAAUCACCAGGGAAGUGAAAGUGGGGACGGAGGAAGCCAGGUGUUCGAGCCGGACCCGGAGAUCAGAUACUGGAAUUCCGUCAUGUCCGUCGACAACCCCGGGGCUAUUGGGGCAGUCAUGAGGGGGCGACUGAUGAGGGAGAAGGGGGUCACGAUUACGCCUCGAUGGCCAGACUAUGAUGCUAUCAUUGCCGAUAUUCGUCGGAAAAGGGAACAGCGGGAACCUUGA
This is a messenger RNA of Diaporthe citri, 1098 nucleotides long. RefSeq lists its product as uncharacterized. The record is from RefSeq and is a predicted model, not a curated record. Lineage: Eukaryota; Fungi; Ascomycota; Sordariomycetes; Diaporthales; Diaporthaceae. Bases 1 to 1098 code for a protein of 365 amino acids. The transcript has a single exon.